Messenger RNA from Penicillium alfredii, 2319 nucleotides. Its product is annotated as exosome nuclease subunit RRP6. Gene Ontology annotation, biological process: nuclear polyadenylation-dependent snRNA catabolic process; nuclear polyadenylation-dependent snoRNA catabolic process; histone mRNA catabolic process. Gene Ontology annotation, cellular component: nucleolus; nuclear exosome (RNase complex). Gene Ontology annotation, molecular function: 3'-5'-RNA exonuclease activity; nucleotide binding; nucleic acid binding. The coding region runs from base 1 to 2319 and encodes 772 amino acids. The transcript has a single exon. Lineage: Eukaryota; Fungi; Ascomycota; Eurotiomycetes; Eurotiales; Aspergillaceae. The record is from RefSeq and is a predicted model, not a curated record.
AUGGAAUCUGCAGAGUUUGCGCCCUUCCAGGACAAAUUGACGUCUACCCUGGUGCAGGUGACACGCACCGUGGGUCAGCUCUCCUCGGAAGACCUGAACUUUCACCGUUCCUCCAGCACCGAGUUCUCCGAGUCUCUCGAUGAGCAGAGCGAACGGGUCCUGGCUUUGACUACGGCUGUGCUCAAGGCUGCUACUGCUGGCACCGAUGUCAAAGCCCCAGAGAUCAGCAAUGAGGAAUUGAUCGAAGAUAAUUGGCGGGGCGUGGUGGAUGUGAUUGAUUCGCUGUUGGAGAAGGCCGAUGCUUGCUUGGAUGAAUUCACCGGAGUGAUCAAGAAACUCAGUCCGUCGCAGGAGGAGCAGGCACCCGUGGUGAAGAAGACACCCAAAUUUCCCACCGUCUAUGACUAUGGUCCCUCCAAGAUCCCCAAGCCGCAAUUGCUGUUCGAGCGCAAACCCGACAACACCGGCACGAGCUCCUUCCGACCUCUUCUCAGAACCAAGCCUCAUGCUAUUGUGCCGCUGGAGGAGUCGUUGCAGAAGCAACAGGCGGAUGGUGGCCACGCUCACCCCUAUGAAGCCGAGAUCCGUGCCGCCCGGUACCCGAAAUCGGUCUACAAGGUCUCACCGCCGAUCGACUACAAGCCUUUUGACUCUACUACGGCUACGUUUGUGGAUACAUUAGAUGGUGUUAAGGAGAUGUUGGGGGAGCUAAAGUUGGCUAAGGAGAUCGCGAUUGAUUUGGAGCAUCACGAUGUGCACUCCUACCACGGCCUUGUCUCGUUGAUGCAAAUCAGCACUCGCGACAAGGACUGGGUCGUCGAUACACUGAAGCCGUGGCGAGAAGAAUUGCAGAUGCUGAACGAGGUGUUUGCCGAUCCGCGGAUCCUCAAAGCCCUUCACGGAUCCACCAUGGAUAUCAUUUGGUUGCAGCGUGAUCUGGGCCUGUAUGUGGUCGGGCUGUUCGACACGUUUCAUGCAGCUUCCGCACUGGGUUACCCAAAGCGGAGCUUGAAAUAUCUGCUGGCUAAGUUUGUCAACUUUGAAGCCGACAAGCGGUAUCAGAUGGCCGAUUGGCGAGUCCGUCCGCUUCCAUCUGGCAUGUUCGACUACGCACGAUCCGACACGCAUUAUCUCCUUUAUAUCUACGAUCAUCUACGUAACGACCUAAUUCAAACAUCGACGCCCACAGAGAGCCACAUUGAUUACGUUCAGGAGCGCUCAAAAAACGAGGCGCUGCAGCGGCAUGAACGUCCUGUAUAUGACGCCGAAAAUGGUUAUGGCCCGGGAGGCUGGUAUGACCUGCUGUCACGGAAUUCGGGGACUCUCAGCCGAGAACAGUUCGCUGUUUUCAAGGCUGUCCACCAGUGGCGGGACGAGGUUGCACGAGCCGAAGAUGAGGGCUGGCAAUGCGUAUUCCCCAAGCACGUCCUCUACAGACUGGCCCAGACGAUGCCUCUUGAUCUGGGGACCCUCUUUCGAACUCUGUCACCCGUGACCCCCAUCACCAAGGAGCGGGCCCCGGAACUCUUGGAUGUCAUCAAAAACGCAAAGAUUGCCGGUGCUACCGGCCCCGAAUGGCGCGACGUGGCGCCACCGCCCAAGAUCAUUGCAAAGGAUCCGCUGGCCGUCGACGCGGAGGAUGUUGACUUCCCUGUCGCCGAGCGCUACGAGACCUCCCAAUUCUGGGGAGAUGUCCUCGAAGCACAGGAAGCGCCUGUGCCGCCGUCAUACUCGCUGGCUGCAUCAGCAGAAGCUUUGCGGCUUUCCCUCCCCUUGCCACGCAUGCCAUCAACCGUCUCUGAGGCUCGGGCAAAGCUCGGCACCGCAGCAAACAACAAGCCUGCACCGGCUCCCGCACCGGCUCCUAUCUCUGCCCCGGCACCUACAGCCCCUCCAGUGGAAGAUAAAGAUACCAAACAAGUUUUCACUGUGAAAGAGCUUGGCGGUCCACGCAAACGCAAAGUCACCCCAGCAGGCCCAUCAGAGCAAGCGCUGUCAACAUCCGAUGCCGUGGACGACACAAGUAACAAUUUCAACUCCGAGGCUGCCGAAAAGCAGCACAAGAAAGCACGCAAAGAAAAGAAGACCAAGAAGGCCGCCCCGUCCGGCACUCAGCCUGAACCCGAGGCAGCUCCGUUCGACUAUGGUACCGCCGACUCAGUACUCCAUGCGCCCUCUGCCACCUCAAGUACCAAGCCACGCAAACGGCCGUUCAACCCGUAUGCCAAGGCGUUGGAUGCUCCCUCGGGGUUGGGCAAGACGAAACGAGAAACGGGGGCAAGUCUCUUACGUUCCGCAAGUAAGGGGAGAGACUGCUAG